CUGCUAAUUAUAUGCCAUGUCAAACGCGGCAGCAAUAUAUUGCAAUGCACAAAAGAGAGACUACGUAAGCCGUAUACGAGGGCGUAACGAUAUUUUCCUGAUAUCCCCUAUUCUGAAUAUAGACUGGUUGUACCAAACCCCUGGAGGUCCCCAAUCAUUAAUCAGCUCACACAGUGUUAAAGUAGAUGUGGACGUAGUAUUGCAACACUUUACAUUGUGGAUCAAACAUAAUGGUUACGUAGGUAACUACACGUUGAGUCUGCCUCCUGUAGUGAACGGUAUAUUCAAGGCACAGCACAUACUGGACCCUUCAUACCGCAAUAUCCGCCCUAUUCCAACGGGUGGCGCCAGGAGUACAAGUCAACUUGAGAUUGACGUUUCCAGGUUUGAUAAUAGUUCACCAGAGGUCAUUGUUGUAGCCAACCUUAGGAGGGGGUGCUGGCUGUACAGGCAAUACUGCAUUGUACCGUUUCCGUACCCCGAACAAGUCGUCAGAGUUACCAACUCACAACUCCAGACUGUCAUUUAUGAAUCCAGUGACGUGCUUGUAACGCACGUGGAGGUGUUUGACCACGUUGGUCAUGGGUGGGAGUACGUGGUGGUGAACACGAUGAAGGUAUAUGACACUGAUAUCAAGGACGAGUUUCACACAGUGACAGUGCGAGAGGUUUUUAAGCGUAUGAGCAGCCAAGGUCCCAAUGCCUAUUUUGACUUGAGCAAGUUAUGUCGAUGUCCGUACGUGAAGAUGUUGUAUAACAUUAGCGUAUGGGAACAGAGAUGUGUCAACGUAGAUGUACAUGACCUAGUGGAAAGUGACUGCAAAGCCAACGACUGUUCAUGACUU
Messenger RNA from Babesia bovis T2Bo, 844 nucleotides. RefSeq lists its product as uncharacterized. The coding region runs from base 17 to 841 and encodes 274 amino acids. Lineage: Eukaryota; Apicomplexa; Aconoidasida; Piroplasmida; Babesiidae. The record is from RefSeq and is a predicted model, not a curated record. The transcript has 2 exons.